Anopheles merus is the source of this 8778-nucleotide messenger RNA. RefSeq names its product RNA-binding protein Musashi homolog Rbp6 (gene Rbp6). Gene Ontology annotation, molecular function: RNA binding. The record is from RefSeq and is a predicted model, not a curated record. Gene Ontology annotation, cellular component: cytoplasm. NCBI's taxonomy places the organism in Eukaryota, Metazoa, Arthropoda, Insecta, Diptera, Culicidae. Bases 943 to 2094 code for a protein of 383 amino acids. The transcript is spliced from 16 exons.
UUUCAGUUCAUUCAUCGCUUUGGUAGUUGUCGAGUGUGUACUUAGGUCGGGUCCGCUUUUCCGUCACGACGAAGUCCGUUUUUCGCUGCAAAAGCCAAGUCCGUGUUUUUUACCGAUUUCCGAAAAAAAGUAAAUAACAUCUAAGCAAACAAUUGUUCGACGUUUCGAGCACUGUUUCGUAGUGUGUUUUACCCCUGCAAGGCUACACGGAUAGGCUGCGGUAUAGUAUACACGGUCGCCCAGGACAUUAUUUAGCCACAAUAAUAGUCCGUUGCGUUUGGUAGAGUGUUAACGGUAGCGGUAGCAAUUUUCCCGUUUGUGCUGAAAGUGUGUUUGCAAUCGUUCGUUCAAUCGUUCGACGGCGUGCUGAAAAGUGUGUUUGAAAAGAAGUAUUUCUGCCAGUAGAGAAGAGAGAGCAAAAAUUAAAGCAAAUCAAUCCCAGCAAAGUUGUCGAUCGUUUCUCGACCCAUCAACCCGACCGAUCGUGUGAAGUGUUUCUGCUCGUGUGCGAUUGAUUCAUUGUUGUUUCAUCAAAUCCUUCCCGGUGUCUGUGCGACAGUGCUGUAGCGUGCGUUGCGUUGCGUUUUUUUGUGUGGUGUAGUGAGUAGAGUUAGCCGGAAAAAUUAAAAGUAAUAUCGUCGCAUAUAUAAUAAUACCCAAAAAAGCAAAGCAAAUAAUUAAAAGCAACCGCGUGUGCCACAAUUUUUCCGUCGAGGUAAAAGCCUGAGUUGUGAGUAAAAGUCCACAAAAGGCAAGGAAAAAGUUUAAAGCUCGGUUCGGUACAUCGGUUGUGCAGGUCGUCGCGCGAAUUAAUUCCCCGUGCUAGAUAUCCUUCAAGCUUCAACCACAGCCGCCCGCGUCGAGACCGUGUUUUCUUCUGCCGAGCAGUCGUAAAUUACAGCACCGUAGCAACAUACCCCCAUUUUCGCGCGCGCAAACGAGAUGGAGCACCAGAAUCAGGAUCUCGGUGUGCACCCGGGCAACAAUCAGGCGGAGGUGCCGAACGAUCCAGGAAAAAUGUUCAUCGGCGGUCUCAGUUGGCAAACAAGUCCAGAAAGCUUGAGAGACUACUUUAGCAAAUUUGGAGAAAUUACAGAAGUUAUGGUUAUGAAAGAUCCCACCACAAGACGAUCGAGCUCGUCUGCGAUGGGAUUGGCUGAUUCCUCGGCUCCUCUGUAUUCGCGACCAAGGGGUUUCGGCUUCAUCACAUUCGGCGAUCCUGCCAGCGUAGACAAAGUGUUAGCACAUGGUACCCAUGAAUUAGAUGGCAAAAAGAUCGAUCCCAAAGUAGCAUUUCCAAGGAGGGCACAUCCAAAGAUGGUGACGAGAACGAAGAAAAUUUUCGUGGGCGGGCUUUCAGCGCCAACCACGCUGGAGGACGUUAAAAGCUACUUCGAACAAUUUGGACCGAUUGAAGAUGCGAUGCUAAUGUUCGACAAACAAACCAACCGGCACAGAGGCUUCGGAUUUGUCACAUUUCAGAGUGAAGAUGUAGUGGACAAAGUUUGCGAAAUUCACUUCCAUGAAAUCAAUAACAAAAUGGUCGAAUGUAAAAAAGCACAGCCCAAAGAAGUGAUGCUUCCAGCGAAUCUGGCCAAAACGCGCACCGCCGGGCGUGGGACAUACGAUUUUAUGUGGUCGCUGGGGACAUUACCUGAUGGUUUCCCCGCUGCCGCGUACGCUGCGUACGCAGCCGGCCGUGGCUUUUCCGGCUACCCGAGCUUUGGACUACCGUACCCAACAGUUGACAUCUCCAAUGGACAGUUGACACCAAACAACAACACACCGUUACUGACGCAGGCUCUUUCGGUGAUGAACAAUUACCAGGCCGCUGCUGCGGCCGCCGCGCAAGGCUUCGGUCCGCCAGCGUCCCCGCACACCACCACCACCCGGACCGCCGCCGGCUUCCCGAACGCGAACUCGCCCGGACCGACGAUCGACAUGUACAGCUCGAGCGCGGCGGACAGCGUCGGUUACGUUCAAGCCACCAGCCCGCAACCAUCCGGCUUCCCAGCGAUUGCCGUCAGUCGUGCUCCGCUAAAUUACAGCCCGGGCCAACUAAUUCCAGCGGCAUUCACCAACGGCUACCAUUGAAACAAACUAAGCAAUAUUUGAUCACCAUCGCUAGUACUUUGGACUGGAGUUUGACAGACGAGCAGCUGCUUGUGCGCGUGAAUUUGCUGACUAAAACGGACUAGUGGAACCGAACAACUGUGGCGCGGGAGUAAGGUUGAAGAAGAUACAGAUAAGAACCAACAACACACAUACACAGCCAGAAAUUAUGAACCGUUUUGCCACGACAGUUGCUGCAAUACAGCAGCAGCAGCAGCAGCAGCACCGCUUCUCGUCAUCAUUACUAUCAUCAGCAACAUCAUUAACCAGCCUGCUGCAGAAUGGUCUGCGCACAGGAAGCGGAUGCUCGGAAGGCAGGUUUAUAUGGCGAAUAAUGGUUCAGAGAAAUUGGAAACGGUAUGGUUUUUAUUAGUAAAUAAUUUCACUAUAAUAGGAGUAAACUGGGAUUUGGUUUUGGUAUUUUAAAAAAUAUGCCAAAACGCUGUUACAAUAAUACUGAGUUGAGAGAAAAUUGGUUUGUUUGAAGCAAACUGCUUCGAGUUGGUUUAGGGUAAAUGAAAGUAAUUGAAAUGUUGCCGUGAGUGGCUGUCAAAAUUGGCUAUACUUUCCAAUCGACAAAGGUGGAUUAAUGAAAUUGGCUCAAAAGCCUUCUAAGCAAUCAAAUUUUAACUGUAUGAGAACAUUUUUCCCGUAACAUUCUUAUACAGGGUAGAAUAAAGCAUACACACACGUCUGCCUAACUUCCUGUUAAUUUACCGAGUUUCCUCAGAAAGACCACUAGCCACAGCUUUGUUUGUGGUGGAUAGUUGUCAAUUGCCACAGUUUCCGCCGCAGUGGUUGGCAUUGAGAGAAAAUCAACAAUAACAAAAACGCCAUCAUCGGCUUACAGUGUGUGUGUGUGUGUGUGUGUGCAGACGUAUCGUUGUAGUGUUUCGUUUUGUUCACAAUUCGCUUUUAAAGCAUACGCUUUAUUGUACACCAUAACUAUCACACUGGUGUUGCCGUUGCUGCUGUAUCACAACGGCGUGAUGUUGAGGUGGUUUGUGUGUUGUUGUGCUUGUGGCGGCCUCUGCUCUUCGAGGGGGAAGCAUCGCUUACCCAUUUUCGCAAGAGGUGAAGCCUGCCAAGUUGUCUAGUAAAUGGCGGAAAGGGAUGUGAGAUAAGAUAAAAAGUGGCGGGGCGGGUAACAAUCUAACGUCAAUAGAACCAGCCCGCAAUGGGUGUUUAAGGCAGUCAAAUUUCACGAGCAGCCAAGCGCAAGGCAAAUGGUAUAUUAAAAACAAAAGGAAGCGUGGCAGAAUAAUGCAAACAAACGAGUUGCUAAUGCAAAAAAUUAUUAACAAAAAAAUCAACCCUCAACACACACACACACACUCGCACGUUGCUGUCGCGAAAAGCAAACCACGUGCUGUGUGGAAGGGUGAAAAUAAGCGUUAUACACACAGACACACACACCAAACACAUCCAACUCGAUAUACUAAAACAAAAAUGAGCAUACAAACUACACUUUAACACACCUAAACACACAGACACACACACACACACACACACACACAUAUUAAUGUUAAGCGAAACUAAACAUGAUUGUUUAAACCUAUGAGCUAAACGAAACAAAGAUCAACACGAUUUGUUUUGCAAAAAGAACAAACAAAAAAAGAGGAAGGUAGAGGAGAGGAAAGAUGAAAACAGAAAAAGAAACCCAAUUUGUUAUUACGAAUAAUUACUAUUUACUUAAUGUCUUUUUGAAUUUAAGCCAAUUUAAAAAGCAAAUACUUAGCUAAAUGAAAACAAAAGCAACCAAAAAAACAAAACACAAAAAAUACUACCCCCAAAAAAUAAAAAUCUUACAUGCAUCUAUAAAUGAAAGGCGUGCAUGAAAACGCGUGGGUGGGUGGUUGGGGAGGAGAAACUCUAACAAAAGAACCAAAAAUUUACCAUUCUCUUAACGAAAACAGGAAGGCAAGAACGUUGCAAAACAUAGUAAACGCCCCCCCUCACAUUCAUUUCAUACAUACGGAAAACCACACACACACACACACUCACAGUCUCUGACCGUACACAGACAAACUAUAGAUAGAAAAGGGAGGGGAGGAGAAGAGUGUAUAGGAGGAGUGGAAAGCAUGGUGGGGGAGCACGGAGCGGUGAGAUUGUGUAGGGUUCUGCAUCCGUGCAUCUUUCUCUGCGAUGCACUAGGCAGCACAGGAUGAAGCGUUGCACGUGGAGGAGUGCCCAACACCAACACCGCAACAACGCGCCUGCCAUUGUUUUCCUUCCUCCCCAUUGCAUUGUACAGACCACACUGCAAGUGUGCAUGUAGUGAGGCUGAUGUGUGACACACACAACUUUCCAGCUGACACAAUUAGAAGAAAACGAAAAAAAAACAUUUAGGCAAAAACAAACACACUCGUGAUCACCCUCCUCCCUUUAUGAUAGCGAAAGUAUGCAACACAUUCGACGCAUAACGAUCAACACCAGAACCCACACAGACACACCUAGACACACACAUACACUCUAUCAAUUAUGGAACAAUUAUUACGUUUGCUACAAGCAUAUUUAACGAUUUAACGUAACUUUUUUUACAACGGUAAUAGCAGCAGGUAAAAGAUGGUACGCUAGUGGUCUUAGGUAUAAAAAUAUAUAAAUAUAUAAAUAUAUAUUAUAUAUAUUUAUGGAAGACAGAAUCAAAGGGAAGGGAGGGCAUGGCGAACACGAUUGAAACAACCACACACUACAACACAAACCCCUACAAAGCAGCGGCGGAAGGUAAAACACCUUCUGCGGGUGUAACCGUAGUGCGCGUUAACGUUGCGUAAACGGCAGCGGUAUGAAUUGCUGUGCUGUUUUCUCUUUCUUUCCUUCUGCCGUGAAGCAGCGCAUACGCGCGUAAUGCGCUACGUAUUUGUGUGGAAAUGUAUGCAGUUUGACCACUUUUAAUAUUCAUCGUUACUUUUUACUGUUUCCUUGUCGUUUUAUAUUCCUGUUUGCUAUUUCCGUUCUCAAAGCACACGGCGCCACGCGGUGAAGCAAUGGAGCAAACAACAACAAACAAACAAACAAACAAAAUAUACACAAUGCUGAAAAUGCCCCACAAAACACACACACACACUAACAACACUCACAGAACACAGAACAGAAUAGAGCAACGCGUGCGGCGCGGGCAAAGAAGGAAACAAUUUAUUAUAGUAAUUGAAAUUUUUCCUCCCCAAACAGAAGUAAAGCAGAAGAAAAAAAAACACGGCAAGUCGGAAAAAGAUUGAUGUUUGUAUGAAAUAGAUAUGGAGAAAAAUAUUAAGUAACAAAAAAAGGAAAACAAAAAAGAACCCUGAACGCUGGUGAUGAUGGAAGGUGAAAACGCAAUAAUUGUUAUAUUAGUACGAUGAUGAGCGGCAGCAGUCUAGUAGGAGGAAGCUGAAAGGAGGAAGAGAGCGGCGCAGACAGCAGACGCUUAUGCGAAGGAGCUAACGUAGAAGAAGUGCGCUAAUGUGUGCGCUAGCGAAGGGGGUACAGCGGAGGUUUGUGUGGGGCCCUGGUGGCACCAGCUAAUUAAUUAAAAUAAAUGACAAUGACAGCAGCAAGUCGGAUGGGAGAGGUGCCUGCUGCGCUUCUAAAUUACGGCUCGUUGCCGGUGGUACCUCGUACUGUGUAAACGUCCCGCACCACUUCAACAGUCACACAUGCGUGCACACACACACUAAUGCACAAGCGCGUGCAUGUAGGUUUGGUUGGUGGGUGGACAAACGCAAAUAAAACAGAAAUCAAUUAAUAGACCACAGAGUAACGCAAAGAGCGGGGCGGUUGGUGGCGCAUUGUAUUCGGUGUCACUGUUCACUGUUUGGCCAUUCGGCGCGGAUGCCACUACUAGCCUAUACAUUUAAAUAUUGAAAGUAAACAAUUCAUAUACAAUAACAAAUGCAACGUUUAAAGGUCACAUCUUCAUCAAACUCUUGCCCUUGCUUUUUUCCCUGCAUAAAACAAACAGUCGGAGCAAACUUGUGGAAAAUUGCAUCCUUUUUACAAAGCAAUGUGUGUGCGCGCGUAUGCGUGUGUGUGUGUGUAUGUGUGUGUGCAGUUUUGAGGAGCGGGAGCGUUUGGAGCAAUUUUACACUCUUACCGCAAACAGGUAAUAGUUUGCACUCUGUCAUUACUCACAAGCAUCACAAGCAUGAUAAUAAACCAAACCAAAAAAAAAAAAAGAAACGUUAUCAGCAAAUAUUCACCCUCCCCUCCCAAACAAACAAAAAAAAUACUUCACAUAAACAAUUUCACAUAACUUUAAGGGAAUCUUACUACAAAAUACCACACAAACUCACACGAAUUCAAUUCAUCAAAAACUCAAGCAAAUUAAUGAACGAAUAACGAAAACAAAACAAAAACGACGAGAGGCGGAGAAUAAAAAUAACAGACACACACAAAAAAAAAAACAACGGGAAACAGCAUAUUUAGCAUCAUUCGAAAGGAACAGCAGGGGCGGCAGACAAAAGAGAGGACAGAAAAUCACACUUGUAAAAUAUUAUAAAUAUAUAACUAUGUCGAGAUUGAUGCAGUUGAGCAGCAGAUAAAAGCGCAUUCAAACAGAGCGAUGCCGGCAAGAAAAAAGGGAAGCAGAAGAAAUGAACUCACGGCAGCACAUAUAGGAUAAAGAUGUGGACAGCAACUCCAGUGCAGCAAAAGUAGGUACAUAGAGGUGAAAAAUGAAGCAACAAAAAAAAAUGGAGCAAUUCCGCGGGAUAGAUUGAGAACAUACAGAAACCAAUCUCAAACCUAAAACCCGAUCACAGAUGAAUUAGCGAACGUGAAUGUCGAUAGAAAAAACAGCUGCAGCAGCAACAACAACAACAACAACUGGACAACAAUUAGCAACAGAAACAGCAACAACAGGCAAAGAGAGAACAAAAGAAUAAUACACCCAAAAAAAAACAAAACACAAGCAGAACCGGAACCACAUGCAGUGCGCAAUAGAAGGAAGACGCAAGGAAGAACAAAUCUUAGUUAAAUAUAAAUUAUAUUAAAAUUUAAAUUAAAUAAUUGAAAGAAAAGAAAAAAAAGUAAAACAAAUAUUUAAAAAUACUAUGAUAAUAAAUUACAAUUAUUAUAAAUUAAUUUUUAUCAUAACUGAUGCGUGUGAUGAUGGGUGGGCCAUGCCGGGCCCAACGAUGCGUUAAUAUGGGACACAAGCCAUGCAAGCCGCCGAGGCGCACGCACACACGCAACAACAACAAAAAGAAAAAAAAACAUGGAUGGCGGCGCGUGCAACAAAAACAAAAACGUAAAAUGCGAACAAUAUGGUCUCUAGAAACGCUCUGCUAGAGAGGGUGGGCCGGGUGGAGGGUAACGUUUUUGCCAAGUCUGUGUCUAGUGCCCACAGCCCGCCGGCACGCACCGGCACAAACGUGCGCGUAAGUGUACGCGCGGGGUUUGAGCCUUGUUUGAUUCUUGAUGCCUGCCGAUGAUGGCGGAUCAUCAGUAUGAUGAUCAUCAUCAUUUGCCUGGUCGAACUACCUUUCAAAAGGGAGAACGAAAGAGACACAGAGAGAUGGAUCGAGAAAUGAGAUCAAAUACACAUACAUACACACAGCAACAAAAACACACCAAGGAAUAGCACAAACAGGAAAGACAUCAUUAAAGAAACAAACAAACAACAAACAAAGAAAGUAAGCACCAAACCAGACGACACCCGGCGUGUCUCUUUUGAGGGGAUAAAACGAGGGCACUCUAGGUGUCCGUUGUUUGCCCCUCCCCCACUCUAAUACGAUGUGACGGGAAGGAAGCUGGCAACGCGAGAAUAAAACCACAUUUCCCGACAGUUACAGCAAUGAAAGCAGAAAGAAAGCGUACGCAACAAGCAAAAAAAAGGAAAAUUAAAAACAACUUAAGAAGCAACACAAUUUUCUCUAACUCUAUGCUAAAUAACGUAAAGUUUAACAACCACCACAUCCCAAGCAAAAAUCCAAACAAACCAAAAGCAACCGGACAAAGUAAGAACGGUAAACCAAAUACCCAUACCGCGCAUUAACAUUCUAUAAACUGCAAAAUAAGAAUAAAACCAAUUGCCUGAAUAUGUGACAUGUAAGCAGGAGACAGAACAAGGAGAAGAAAAAAACAUAAAAAUACACAGACACACCCACACAAACAAAACCAAACGAAUAAAAUGCUAUAAAUCCCACAAUUUUCUUCUAAACAAUAAUGUGCGAGAGCAACACAAGGAAAAACAUCUUACAGAAACAAGACGACAACAACCACUACUACAGCAACAGCUAGAACAACGUACACAUUCUCUGAAACGGAAUACAAAACAACAAUAACAACAACAGAAACAGACAAAAAAUAACAAAAAGAACAAAUACAAUUAACAAUUGUGAAUUAUGAUGAUUAUUACAAUUAUUGCUAGCUAGUAAAAGCAGAAAGAAACCAGAUACCGCUCUCGGAGAGGACGUUAAGCAAGGAGCGAACCAAAACAUGGAUGCAUGGUAAUACAUUUACGGGAGCGCGUAAGCGCGUGCGCGCGCGUUGCACACUUUAAACAACAACAAAAAAACAUAUUCUACUUUUAUUAAGCAAAGAAAUAACAAAAAAAAACAAAACAAAUGAAAGUAAGCAAGUCCCCACCAACCAAGAAACAAAAAUAAACAAAUAAAAAAACAACAAAAACAAAACAAACAAGGAAAACUCAGAAGCACACUCUAGGCAGAAGGAAAAAAAAUAAAA